UAAGCUUGAUAGUAGGUCAUUUAGUAAAAAAGAGCUACUCUCAUACGAGAGUAGAUCUAGCUCAUUGGCGCUUAAUCAUUAGGAACCAACCGACCGUGCUAUACGUUGAACAAUUUACUAUUUCAAAUGACAGCUCGAGCUAAAAUCGUUUCGUGGAAUAAACCUCCAUUUAAUUUAAAAAGUACGCCGACGCUAUGUUAAAGUAUUUAGUGCUUAUGACAUUUUGUUUUUCUUGUAUUGAUUCUAAAUCUUCUUUGGAAGUCGGCGAAUUUGACCUGAAACUGACAAAAUACGAAGACUGCAGUGGGCCUAAACGGAAGGCCUGCGUUGCAUCAACAGUGAAAAUUCACAACGAUGUCACAUUGGCCUUAGAUUUUAACAUUAAAGAAAAUAUGAAGGCGGUUAAGGGAAAGAUCAUAGGAUGGAUGAACAAGAAUAAUCCCUUACUACGAGUUUCGAUUAGAGACCUAUGUGAACACAUUUUUUUUAGAGCCUUGCUUGCAAAUAUUUUGAAUAACUCCGAUCAAUGUGCAUUUAAUAAGGGACGCUAUCAAUUUACGGUAGACAUCCAGAAGGUGUCGCGCAGUUUCUAUGGGAGCAAGUACAUGUACGGGAAUUGGACGUUUCAAUGGAUUUUCUACAAUGACGUCUGCAAUCUGCACUGCGGUUUGCUUAACCUCUCGAUGACUCCAACAAAAACCCGUGUUCAUGAUUAAUAAAUUAAGUUUACUUUGUUAAUUUAAUUGUUUUUUUUUUGUUCAA
Molecule: messenger RNA, 762 nt
Organism: Spodoptera frugiperda (fall armyworm)
Lineage: Eukaryota; Metazoa; Arthropoda; Insecta; Lepidoptera; Noctuidae
Exons: 4
Coding region: 195-716 (173 amino acids)
Source: RefSeq, a predicted model, not a curated record